GACGACGGGAAGGGGACCCGAGAGGGGGCGAGCGACCGAGCGCGGCGACGCGGGGUGAGUGUGGUGUGGUGUAAAGGAAUUCAUUAGCCAUGGAUGUAAUCAAGAAGGGACUUUCAAAGGCCAAGGAAGGAGUUGUGGCUGCUGCUGAAAAAACCAAACAGGGUGUGGCAGAGGCAGCAGGAAAGACCAAAGAGGGAGUUCUCUAUGUAGGCUCCAAAACCAAGGAAGGAGUGGUUCACGGUGUGACCACAGUGGCUGAGAAGACCAAAGAGCAAGUGACAAAUGUUGGAGAGGCGGUAGUGACAGGGGUGACAGCAGUAGCACAGAAGACAGUGGAGGGAGCAGGGAGCAUUGCAGCUGCUACUGGCUUUGGCAAAAAGGAUCAGUUGGGCAAGAGUGAAGAAGGAGCCCCACAGGAAGGAAUUCUGGAAGAUAUGCCCGUGGAUCCUGACAAUGAGGCUUAUGAAAUGCCUGAGGAAGGGUAUCAAGACUAUGAACCUGAAGCCUGAGAAAUAUCUUUGCUCCCAGUUCCUUGAGACCUGCUGACAGAUGUUCCAUCCUGUACAAGUGCUCAGUUCCAACGUGCCCAGUCAUGAUAUGUUCCCAAAGUUUUUACAGUGUAUUUUGAACUCUUCCUUCAGCAGUGAUUAAAGUGUCUGUACCUGCCCCCACUCAGCGUUUCGGUGCUUCCCUCCCAUGGAAGUGAGUAUAUGGUAGCAGGGUCCUUGUGUGCUGUGUGGAUAUUGUGGCUUCAAAUCUAAAAUAUUAAAAUAAAUUUAAAACACCUAAGUGACUACCACUUAUUUCUAAAUCUUCACUAUUUUUUUGUUGCUGUUGUUGAGAAAUUGUGAUUUACUAUCAUAUAUGAGAUUUUUAGGUGUCUUUUAAUGAUUCUAAGAGUAAUGAUGUGUUGUGAAAUUUAUUAAUAUAUACAGUACUUAAAAACGUGAGCAUGAAACUAUGCACGUAUAAAUAUUAACCAUGAAAUUUUACUGUUUUGU
Messenger RNA from Diceros bicornis minor, 1001 nucleotides. It is a transcript of the gene SNCA, whose product is annotated as synuclein alpha. Bases 90 to 509 code for a protein of 139 amino acids. NCBI's taxonomy places the organism in Eukaryota, Metazoa, Chordata, Mammalia, Perissodactyla, Rhinocerotidae. Gene Ontology annotation, biological process: regulation of dopamine secretion; chemical synaptic transmission; synaptic vesicle endocytosis. Gene Ontology annotation, molecular function: cuprous ion binding. The transcript is spliced from 6 exons. The record is from RefSeq and is a predicted model, not a curated record. Gene Ontology annotation, cellular component: neuronal cell body; cytoplasm; axon terminus.